CUGAGGCUCAAGUGUUUCUUCAUUUCCCACGCAUGUCCAGACUUUCUCGUUGACCCGGAUGCGCCAUGGUAGAUCACACGGACGACGGGCAGCACCAAACCGUCAAGCGUACACACCGGCCCCGACGACCCUUUUCCGCCCCUGCAAGAGGCCUUCUUUUCAGAUCCGUGCCGUGCCGUGCCGUUCCUGGUUUCCUCAUUUGGGUUUUGCUUUGCUCACCGUGGCCGUCCGCUCUGCUCCGAGGAGUCUGCCGCUCCCAGCUGCUCCACUGACCCUCGAGUGAUCUCCAACUCCAAGCUCUUUGGUCGCAGGGGAGGUGAGGAGGAGCAAUGGCGGAGAGCGAGUACAGGUGCUGGGAGGAGCUGCUGCCGGACGCUCUGGGGCUCGUCUUCCGCAACCUGCCGCUGCAGGAGGUGCUGACGGUGGUGCCGCGGGUGUGCAAGUCCUGGGGGCGAGUCGUGGCCGGGCCCUACUGCUGGCAGGAGAUCGACAUCGAGGAGUGGAGCCAGCAGCGGCAGAGCCGCCCGGACCAGCUCGUGCGCAUGCUCGACCUGCUCGUCCGCCGCAGCUCCGGCGCCUGCCGCCGCAUCAGCGUCUCCGGCCUGCCCUGCGACCCGCUCUUCUCCUUCAUCGGCGACCACGCGCGCGCCCUGAGGACGCUGGAGAUCCCGCGGAGCGAGAUCAGCGACGCCGUGGUGGAGGCCGUGGCGCCGGGGCUGCCCAACCUCACGUUCCUGGACAUCAGCAGCUGCACCAAGAUCGGCGCGCGCGCGCUGGAGGCGUUCGGCCGCCACUGCCGGUCCCUGGCGGCGCUCCGGCGCGUGAUGCACCCGAUCGACGUGGCCGGGCGCAACGCGUGCGGGCAGCACGACGAGGCCCGCGCCAUCGCGCGCACCAUGCCGGCGCUCCGCCACCUGGAGGUGGGCUACAUGCUGGUCACUACGGAGGCCAUCCUGGAGGUGCUCUCCCGGUGCCGGGGCCUGGAGUUCGUCGACCUCCGGGGCUGCUGGGCCGUCGACGAGGCGCUGCUGCGGGAGCGCCACCCGGGGCUCAGCGUCCUCGGCCCGGGCGUCGACGACUGCUUCGAGAACAGCUACUGGGAGGAGUGCUCCGACGACGACGACGACUCUGACGACGAGGUCUACUCGUGGGAGCUCAUGGACGACGACGAGUACUACGGCGUGGUCGGCAGCGACGACGACGAGGCGGUGUGGGGCGACGGGCCGGGCCUCGUGGAGAACCUCGAGGUGAGGUUCUACGGCGGCGGGUUCAGCGAGAGCUACGCCGGCUUCGACUGGCCAGCGUCGCCGUGACAGUCCCGGCCGUUCGUGUCACCUUGACCGCAAAAGAAGUCAAGUAUCCUUUUCGUUCUCGACGUUCGUAUGGUCGUUCAGAUAUGUGUGCGUGUGCGUGUGCGUGCCAGUAGCUUAAUCUGGGUGUGUGAUGUGAACUUAAUCUGAUGUUAAGUUUAAAAAAACUUAAUCUGAUGUUUACUACAUGAAGCAAAUCAAGAUGGUAUUUACA
Molecule: messenger RNA, 1524 nt
Organism: Triticum aestivum (bread wheat)
Lineage: Eukaryota; Viridiplantae; Streptophyta; Magnoliopsida; Poales; Poaceae
Product: F-box protein FBW2
Exons: 4
Coding region: 330-1313 (327 amino acids)
Source: RefSeq, a predicted model, not a curated record